AUGUCUACCCCAUUCGAAUCGCAAGUCCUCGAAGCCAACGCCAAGUACGCCAGCACCUAUAAGCACAGCGGUCUUGAAUGCCCUCCUCUGAAGAAAGCAGUUCUUGUCACAUGCAUGGAUUGUCGUCUUGAUCCUAAAUCUGCCUAUGGCUUCGAUCUAGGCGAGGUUACCACCAUCCGCAAUGCAGGCGCCUCAGGUCGCGAUGCAGCGCGCUCCGCACUUCUUACGACUCAUGUUCUGGGUGCUGAGGAGGUUCUUCUUAUCAAGCAUACUAGAUGCGGGCUGCUUGGUGUUCCAUCUGAGGUUGUGCAUGAUAUCAUGAUGAAGAAUUUGGGAUUGACGGAUUCCAAGGAUGUGGAUAAUUUUGAGGUCCUUACUUUUCAUGAUUUGGAAGCGUCUACCCGAGAGGAGGUGGAGUAUCUUCGAAAUCAUCCUCUUGCUCUCAGCAAGGUGCGAGUGACUGGUUGGAUUCACGACACUGAUACAGGACUUCUUAAGAAAGUGGUGGCAUAG
This is a messenger RNA of Trichoderma virens Gv29-8, 513 nucleotides long. RefSeq lists its product as uncharacterized. Gene Ontology annotation, molecular function: carbonate dehydratase activity; zinc ion binding. The record is from RefSeq and is a predicted model, not a curated record. Bases 1 to 513 code for a protein of 170 amino acids. The transcript has 2 exons. NCBI's taxonomy places the organism in Eukaryota, Fungi, Ascomycota, Sordariomycetes, Hypocreales, Hypocreaceae.